AUGCCGCCAAUGUCAAAAUGGAGUGUGCAUUCGAAGAGCCGUUCAUUUCGACGUUGGUCCAUUAAUAGAAGAGGGGAUGGUGGUGCUGGUACGGGAAAUAAUAAACCGCAGCCAACACCUAAAAAUGGAGGUAAUAAUAAUUCACCUCCAAAAGACCCAACAGAUCCUAAACCAGAUGGAAAUCCCGACAAUUCUGGGUCAUCUUCAUCCACUAAUAGCAGUAAUGGCGACUCACCUAUUCCUACAAAUACUGAUGGCAACAACGGUAAUAAUACUUCAGUCUCAUCAAUCGGCGUGUCAUCUGGGGGAUCACCCAGCGUUAACAGUCCUCCUAAUCCCGUUGACCAGCCUUCAACGGUCGAAGGGGGAGCAAAAAGCGGCGGCAGUAACUCGACAAUUAUCACAUUGAUAUUAAUAGUUACAGUGAUUUCAUUAGGAUUGAUAGGAUUAUUGCUUUACAAAAGAAGACGUCGUCGUCGGGAGCGCGCUGAAGACUACAACGAAAAGAGAAAAUCCGACUGCAGUACAAUAAACUUGUGUUCUUCAGGAUUUAAUCUCGACCCGGCGUCGUUUACACUCGAAAAGGUAUCCGUAGAUAAAGAUACACCUCUUGCUGAAGAUGUUCGUCCAUCAUCUCCGCCUGGCUCUUUCGAGCGAUAUUCCAUUGAUUCUCAAGCCGAUGUAGCACCUCAUUCCAUCCCGGUGAUUACAAUUCAAGACACGCUUGAUUCGGAAACUCCUAAUAGCAAUAGCAACAGCGACGAUUCAUUCCCAAUUUCCCUGCUCGAUGCACCAACGAGCACAGAUGAUCAUGUGCGAGAAGACGCGCGAGAUUACCUACAGGAUGGUGUACAAGAAGAUGACGCUGGCGACAACGACGAUGAUAAUGCUAGCGAAGACAGUAUUGUGAUCUCUGAAGAAAUAGCGUUUCCUGUACCUCCGAGCAGAGAUGUCGAUAAUGGCAAGAGAUUAUCAUAUUCGUCGAUAGAUGACGAACAGUAUAUAUAG
This is a messenger RNA of Paraglomus occultum, 1008 nucleotides long. Lineage: Eukaryota; Fungi; Glomeromycota; Glomeromycetes; Paraglomerales; Paraglomeraceae. The record is from the annotation of a GenBank genome assembly.